ACAGCGUCUGUAGCUCAGCGGAUAGAGCGUCUGUUUCCUAAGCAGAAAGUCGUAGGUUCGAUCCCUACCUGACGCGAAGGCAACAAGUAUCCAAUUUCUAAUCUUUCUUUUGUCUUUUUCCGAUUAAACGCGCCGUACUAGGUUUAUAUGCUAGGCGUGAUGAUGAAGCUAAAACCCUAGCUUCCAUACCCAAGGUUCUGAAUUGUUGUUUUUGCGGAGCAGAGAUGAAGGUAAUUGAAAUCAAUGGAAGUACUACUCUCUCGCUUGCCCUCUUCACCGAGGUCACCAACUCCAAGGAACUCCUGGACUCUAUGCAAGCUGGGAAACUUGAUCCUGAAGUUGCAUUUCUUAAUGCAUCACUUAUUCCAGAUGUUUUCCCUGUUCUAGCUGCGGCACAUAAGACGCUUAUUGCCAAGUCACGGGAUUCAUUGACUACGCGUACACUCCAUUCUGAACUUGUUUACAAUUACUCAGGAUCUAAACAUAUUACAGAAUCCUUGAAAAGAUGUGGUAUUUCUGAAAAUUCAAGUUAUGUCCUUGCAGCUCGAUUUAAUGCUUCUCCUGAUGAGAUGAAAGCUGUGGAGAAGCUUAUCAAUGGAAAAGAGGUUGAUUUAGAGGAGUUGGAAGGAAGAGCAGACCAAGCUCAGAUCCAAAAGCACUACAAAAUAUCUGGCCCCGAGCUAGGCAUCUCCACUCUUGCAGAUGCCAUAACAUGCAGAAUUGCUGCUCGAGAUGCUUUAUGAGAGUGAUUCAAGCGGCAUUGCUUCUCAGGCCAUGAAGCGAACAGCAAAGAAAUGCAAAUACCAAGGUAUUUGUGAUUAAACUAUUCUAGUUAAAAUGCGGGAAUGGCAUGGAGAAUGCUUGGAAACUGAGGUUUUGUAAUUCUAUUUACUCUAAAAUUCAUACUUAAAACUGCAUAUUACACCUUUUUCGUAUAAAAACAGUUGCUAGCUGUUAUGGAAAGGAAAAUCCAAAGCUUGACUCCCAGUUUUGAAGUUUCUU
Molecule: messenger RNA, 1002 nt
Organism: Durio zibethinus
Lineage: Eukaryota; Viridiplantae; Streptophyta; Magnoliopsida; Malvales; Malvaceae
Biological process (GO): tRNA threonylcarbamoyladenosine modification
Cellular component (GO): cytosol; nucleus; EKC/KEOPS complex
Source: RefSeq, a predicted model, not a curated record